GGACCCCUUUAAGUUCUUAUGAGUGAUGGUUGUGGAUGGAGGCGUGAGGAGCAGCAGGAGGAGGAGAAGGAGAAGGAGGGCCAGCCGCCGACGUCACUCAUCAGUCCGCUGGCUGACUGCUGAGCUUCUUCAGGCUUCAGGCUCAAUCUGCGUCCAGCAGCAGCAGAGGUGCCGAGCAGCACACAAACCUUUAUUUAUCCCCCUCUGCGGUUUCUUCACCGGGUCAGAGAGAACAAAAGACGAACGGAGUGCAUCACUGGAGGCGCCAGCUCUCCCUCAUCUCGACCGCAAGCCGGGCUAGCUUGAUGCUCAGUACAGCCUGCUAGCCUUUGUGGCAGGACGGUCCGUGCAUCCGAGGAGCCGCUGAGCCGCUCAGGACUGGGAGAAACCUCAGCGUUGUGCCCCUGACAGUGAACAAGAGAGAGAGAGAGAAAGAGAGAGAGAGGGGGGGGGGGGGGGGGGCAGAGAGAGAGAGAGAGAGAGAGAAAAAAAAUCAUUCUGCGAGCGGAUAAAAAGCGGCUCCAUUGCGCAGCAGGAUUUCCAGCAUCGUCGGCUGCCUGCAACCUCCAUCCAGCCUGACAGGACCAGGAGCCGGUUGAUGACUAAUAUUCUUCCAGGAUCAUAGACACAAUGUUGCGCAUCGCGGCCAGCGUGUUGGCGACGGCGCUGAUUGUUUUGGGAUUUUUGCACACUUUGGAGACAUUCACACCAGAAAGAGCUAUUGAUGCAAAGACCUGCAGCCCGAAGCAGUUUGUGUGUAAAGACGGGACAUGUAUCUCUAAGGGCUGGCGCUGUGAUCAGGAAAAGGACUGCCCUGAUGGCUCAGAUGAGGAGCCUGAUGCUUGUCCACCCAGUACUGCAUCACAAUGCCCUUUCAAUGAGUACCAGUGUGGAGGAACAGAGCUGUGCAUCCACGUGAGCAAACUGUGUAACGGGGUUCCAGACUGUACUGACGGCUGGGAUGAGGGACCGCACUGCAGAGAGUUUAUAUCCAAUUGCUCACUCAUGGGUUGUCAAGAAAAUUGUGCGGUGACUCCAAAUGGACCUGCUUGUUACUGUAAGAGCGGCUAUGAGAUCAGCCAGGAUGGAAAGACAUGUAAAGAUUUUGAUGAGUGCAGCAUGUAUGGAACCUGCAGUCAGUCCUGUACCAACACUGAAGGCUCCUACUCUUGCUCCUGUGUGGAGGGCUAUUUGCCCCAGCCAGACAACCGCUCCUGCAAGGCCAAGAAUGUGCCAGUGGAUCGUCUGCCUGUCCUGCUGAUUGCCAACUCCCAGAACAUCCAGGCCACAUCACUGAGUGGCACCACAGUACACAGUCUGCUGUCCACCAGUACCAAACAAACCACAGCCAUGGACUUCCUCUACUCACAAGAAACUGUCUGUUGGAUCCAUGUCGGAGACUCUCCAACAUCCACUCACCUCAAAUGUGCUAAGAUCCCCAAUCUGAAGAGCUUCACAGAGGAGAGAGUCAUCAACAUUUCCCUCAGCCUGCACCAUGUGGAGCAGAUGGCCAUCGACUGGCUCACCGGAAACUUCUACUUUGUGGAUGACGUGGACGACAGGAUCUUCGUUUGUGACAAGGAUGGGCAGACAUGUGUCACGCUCCUGGACCAGGAGCUGUACAACCCAAAAGGCAUCGCCCUGGACCCCACCAUGGGGAAGGUGUUCUUUACAGACUACGGUCAGAUUCCUAAGGUAGAGCGCUGUGACAUGGACGGGCAGAACCGCACCAAGCUUGUGGACACUAAGAUUGUAUUCCCUCAUGGCGUCACACUGGACCUUGUCAGCAGAUUGGUGUAUUGGGCUGAUGCAUAUUUGGACUACAUUGAGGUGGUGGACUAUGAAGGCAAGAACCGCCACACUAUCAUCCAUGGCCUGCUGAUCGAGCACCUCUACGGGCUGACUGUAUUUGAGAACUACCUUUAUGCCACCAACUCGGACAAUGCUAACAUGCAGCCUAAGACCAGUGUAAUCAGGGUCAACCGCUUCAACAGCACAGACUACCAAGUUGUGACGCGGGUGGACAAGGGAGGAGCGUUACAUGUCUACCAUCAGAGACGCCAGCCUCCAGUGCGUAGCCAUGCAUGUGAGGUGGACCAAUUUGGGAAGGCUGGCGGUUGCUCAGACAUCUGUCUGCUGGGAAAUGGCCACAAAACGCGUACCUGCCGCUGUCGCUCUGGAUUCAGCCUGGGCAGUGAUGGCAAGUCAUGCAAAAAACCUGAGCAUGAGCUCUUCCUUGUCUAUGGUAAAGGUCGGCCAGGGGUCAUCAGGGGCAUGGACAUGAAUCCCAAAGUACCAGAUGAGUACAUGAUCCCCAUAGAGAAUCUGAUGAACCCCAGAGCUCUGGACUUUCAUGCUGAAAGUGAGUUUAUCUACUUUGCCGAUGCCACCAGCUACAUCAUUGGGCGACAGAAAAUUGAUGGAACAGAGAGGGAUACCAUUCUGAAGGAAGGAAUUCAUACAGUGGAGGGCAUCGCGGUGGACUGGAUGGCUGACAACCUGUACUGGACUGACGACGGGCCGAAGAAAACAAUCAACGUGGCUCGGCUGGAAAAGGCUUCACAAACUCGCAAAACCCUCAUUGAGGGAAAAAUGACUCAUCCUCGUGCCAUUGUAGUGGAUCCUUUACAUGGGUAUAUGUACUGGACAGACUGGGAGGAGGAUCCUAAGGAGAGUAAGCGAGGAAAAAUUGAGCGUGCUUGGAUGGACGGUUCCAACAGAAACGUGUUCUUGACCAGCAAAACGGUGUUGUGGCCGAACGGCCUUAGUCUGGACAUCCCGCAGGGCAUCCUGUACUGGGUGGAUGCCUACUACGACCGCAUCGAGAUGGUCUACCUUAACAAUUCUGAACGCAAGACGGUGUAUGAAGGACAGGAACUGAACCAUGCCUUUGGUCUGUGCCACUAUAAGCACUUCUUGUUCUGGAACGAGUACCGCAGUGGCAAGAUUUACAAGUUGGACACCACCACAGUCAAUGCCACUCUCUUGCGAAAUGAGCGUCCACCCAUCUUCGAAAUCCGCAUGUAUGAUGCUCAGCAACAACAAGGCUCUAACGUGUGCCGUGUGAACAAUGGAGGCUGCAGCAGCCUCUGUCUGGCCAUACCAGGAGGCAGACAGUGUGCCUGUGCAGAAGACCAAAUACUAGACCCGUUGGACAACACCAGCUGCAAAGCAAAUCCUUCAUACGCACCUCCUCCUCAGUGUCAGCCUGUGGAGUUUGCAUGUAAGAAUAACCGCUGCAUCCAGGAGCGCUGGAAAUGUGAUGGAGACAACGACUGCCUGGACAACAGUGACGAAGCACCUGAACUCUGUCACCAGCACACUUGCCCCACUGACAGAUUUAAGUGCCAGAACAACCGCUGUAUCCCUCUGCGCUGGCUAUGUGACGGGGACAACGACUGUGGGAAUGAUGAGGAUGAAUCCAACACCACCUGUUCUGCUCGCACCUGCCCACCUAAUCAGUACUCGUGUGCCAGCGGGCGCUGCAUCCCUAAUUCAUGGACAUGUGACCUGGACGAUGAUUGUGGUGAUCGGUCAGAUGAACCCGCUUCCUGUGCGUAUCCCACCUGUUUCCCCCUCACCCAGUUUACCUGCAACAACGGGCGGUGCAUCAACAUUAACUGGCGCUGUGACAACGACAAUGACUGUGGGGAUAACAGCGAUGAGGCCGGCUGUAGUCACUCCUGCUCGAGCGCUCAGUUUAAAUGUAAUAGUGGCCGCUGCAUCCCAGAUUACUGGACCUGUGACGGGGAUAAUGACUGUGGGGACUACAGCGACGAGACCCACGCAAAUUGCACCAAUCAAGCCACUCGCCCUCCUGGAGGCUGUCAUACAGAUGAGUUUCAGUGUCGGAUGGAUGGCCUUUGCAUCCCCAUGCGGUGGCGCUGUGAUGGUGACACAGACUGCAUGGACUUGAGCGAUGAGAAAAACUGUGAGGGUGUUACACACAUGUGCGACCCAGCUGUCAAGUUUGGUUGCCGAGACUCUGCACGCUGCAUCAGCAAAGCAUGGGUAUGUGAUGGUGACAGUGACUGUGAGGACAAUUCAGAUGAAGACAACUGUGAGGCGCUGGUGUGUAAGCUCUCUCACCAUGUGUGUGCCAACGACUCCACCAUCUGCCUGCCAGCAGAGAAACUUUGUGAUGACGUUAAUGACUGUCUUGAUGGUUCUGAUGAGAAGCUCUGUGACUUGUGUUCAAAGAACAAUGGUGACUGCAGCCAUAACUGCACAGUGGCACCUGGAGAGGGUGUCAUGUGCUCCUGUCCACUGGGCAUGGAGUUAGGCCCCAACAACAAGACCUGUCAAAUUCAAAGCUUCUGUGCCAAACAUCUUAAGUGCAGUCAGCGCUGUGAACAGGACAAGUUCAGUGUCAAAUGUUCUUGCUACGAGGGCUGGGAACUGGAGCCUGACAUGGAGAACUGCAAGAGCACAGAUCCUUUCAAACCCUUUAUCAUUUUCUCAAACCGCCAUGAGAUUCGUCGCAUUGAUCUGAAUAAAGGAGAAUUCAGCGUGUUGGUACCAGGCCUCAGGAACACUAUUGCUCUGGACUUCCACCUCAGCCAGAGCGCCCUCUAUUGGACUGAUGUGGUAGAGGACAAGAUCUAUCGUGGAAAGCUGUCUGAGAAUGGGGCAUUAACCAGCUUUGAUGUGGUAAUUCAGUAUGGACUGGCAACCCCUGAGGGCUUGGCAGUGGACUGGAUAGCAGGAAAUAUUUACUGGGUAGAAAGCAACCUGGACCAGAUUGAGGUUGCCAAGUUAGAUGGCACCAUGAGAACCACACUGCUCGCUGGUGAGGUGGAGCACCCUCGAGCAAUUGCUCUGGACCCACGGGAUGGGAUCCUCUUCUGGACAGACUGGGAUGCCAGUUUACCAAGGAUUGAAGCUGCAUCCAUGAGUGGAGAAGGUAGGAAGACCAUCCACAAGGAAACUGGCAAUGGAGGCUGGCCAAAUGGUCUCACAGUGGAUUAUCUAGAGCGCCGCAUUCUCUGGAUCGAUGCCAGGUCUGAUGCCAUUUAUUCAGCCAAGUAUGAUGGCUCUGGGCUCAUUGAGGUUCUUCGGGGUCAUGAGUACCUAUCACAUCCCUUUGCUGUCACCAUGUAUGGUGGCGAGGUUUACUGGACAGACUGGAGGACCAAUACACUGGCAAAGGCAAACAAGUGGACAGGGAGCAAUGUAACUGUGGUCCAAAGAACCAACACGCAACCUUUUGAUCUGCAGGUUUAUCAUCCAUCUCGACAACCACAGGCUCCUAACCCAUGUGCAGCUAAGGGAGGCAAAGAGCCCUGUUCUCAUCUGUGUCUCAUCAACUACAAUCAGACGUUCUCGUGUGCUUGUCCCCACCUCAUGAAGCUGGGUGCUGACAAACGUACUUGCUAUGAGUCGCGUCAGUUCCUGCUGUAUGCUCGGCAAAUUGAGAUCCGAGGAGUGGACAUUGACAACCCCUACUACAACUAUAUCAUCUCCUUCACGGUGCCGGACAUCGACAAUGUGACAGUGGUGGACUACGACGCUCUGGAGCAUCGGAUUUACUGGUCAGAUGUCCGCACACAGACCAUUAAGAGAGCUUUCAUCAAUGGCACUGGAGUUGAGACCGUGGUCUCCGCUGAUCUGCCGAAUGCUCAUGGGCUGGCAGUGGAUUGGGUGUCGAGGAACCUGUUCUGGACCAGCUAUGAUGCCAAUAAGAAACAGAUUAAUGUUGCCAGACUGGACGGCUCCUUCAAAAAUGCUCUUAUCCAGGGCCUGGACAAACCGCACUGCCUGGUGCUGCAUCCAAUACUGGGGAAGCUAUACUGGACGGAUGGAGACAACAUCAGCAUGGCCAACACAGAUGGCAGCAAUCGAAGUAUUCUCUUUACCAACCAGAAAGGCCCUGUUGGACUGUCCAUUGAUUUUGACACCGAGAAACUUUACUGGAUCAGCUCAGGAAACAGCACCAUCAGUCUUUGCAAACUGGACGGGUCAGCACUGGAGGUGCUUGAAGGGGUCAAGGGUAAACUGACAAAGGCUACUGCUCUGGCCAUCAUGGGAGACAAGUUGUGGUGGGCAGACCAAGGAACCGAUCAGAUAGGAACCUGUGACAAGAAGGAUGGUGGCAACUGGAAAAUCUUGAGGAACAGCACGUCCCCCAUGAUGCAUAUGAAAAUCUACAAUGAAACUGUGCAGAAAGGCACCAAUCUAUGCAGUAAUAACAACGGAGACUGUUCCCAGCUGUGUCUCCCCACCUCCCCAAUCUCCAGAGCCUGCAUGUGCACUGCAGGAUACAGCCUGCGCCGAGGGCAACAGUCUUGUGAGGGAGUGGGUUCUUUCCUGCUGUACUCUGUGCAUGAAGGCAUACGUGGUAUCCCCUUGGACCCAUCAGACAAAUCUGAUGCCCUGGUACCAGUGUCAGGCACAUCUCUGGCUGUGGGCAUUGAUUUUCAUGCUGACAAUGACACUAUCUACUGGGUGGAUAUGGGACUAAGCACCAUCAGCAGGGCCAAGAGAGAUCAGACGUGGAGAGAGGACGUGGUCACCAAUGGCAUUGGCAGGGUCGAAGGCAUCGCUGUUGACUGGAUAGCAGGAAACAUCUACUGGACAGACCAAGGUUUUGAUGUGAUUGAGGUGGCCAGACUGAAUGGUUCUUUUCGCUAUGUGGUUAUCUCCCAGGGCCUGGAUAAGCCUCGUGCCAUCACUGUCCACCCAGAGAAAGGGUACCUGUUCUGGACAGAAUGGGGCCAGUAUCCUCGUAUUGAGCGAUCACGUUUGGAUGGCUCUCAGAGGGCUGUCCUGGUUAAUGUCAGUAUCAGCUGGCCCAAUGGUAUUUCAGUUGAUUACCAGGAUGGUUUGCUGUACUGGUGCGAUGCCAGGACGGACAAGAUUGAGCGCAUCAACCUGGAGACUGGAGAGAACAGGGAGGUGGUGCUCGCUAACAACAAUAUGGACAUGUUCUCUGUGUCAGUGUUUGAGAACUACAUCUACUGGAGUGACAGAACACAUGCCAAUGGCUCCAUAAAGAGAGGGAGUAAAGACAAUGCCACAGACUCUGUGUCUCUGAGGACAGGUAUUGGAGUGCAGCUCAAAGACAUCAAGGUCUUCAACAGGGCUCGACAGCAAGGAAUCAAUGUAUGCAAGAUCAACAAUGGUGGCUGCCAGCAGCUUUGUCUUUAUCGUGGUAACGGCCAGCGCACUUGUGCCUGUGCCCAUGGAAUGCUGGCUGAAGAUGGCCGUAGCUGUCGUGACUAUGACGGCUACUUGCUCUAUUCAGAGCGGACCAUAUUAAAGAGUGUCCACCUGUCAGAUGAAAACAACCUAAAUGCACCCAUUAAGCCAUUUGAGGACCCGGAGCACAUGAAGAAUGUUAUUGCACUUACUUUUGAUUAUCGAGGAGGCGGUGGAAAGGGAGCUAAUCGUAUCUUCUUUAGUGACAUCCACUUUGGCAACAUACAGCAAAUCAGUGAUGAUGGAAGUGACCGUAAGACAGUGGUAGAGAAUGUGGGCUCAGUCGAGGGGUUAGCGUACCACAGAGGCUGGGACAUGUUGUACUGGACAAGCUACACAACCUCGACCAUCACUCGCCACACAGUGGAUCAGAGCCGCUGGGGUGCUGUUGAUCGUCACACGGUGGUUACCAUGUCUGGAGAUGAUCAUCCCAGAGCUUUUGUGCUUGAUGAGUGUCAGGGGUUGAUGUUCUGGACCAACUGGAAUGAGCAGUUUCCCAGCAUCAUGCGUGCCACACUAGCUGGUGCCAAUGUCCUUGUGAUCAUCGGCACAGACAUCCGAACCCCUAACGGCUUGGCCAUAGACCACCGUGCUGAGAAACUUUAUUUUUCUGAUGCAACACUCGACAAAAUUGAGCGGUGCGAGUAUGACGGCACUCGGCGCUAUGUGGUGUUGAAGAAUGAACCUGUCCAUCCCUUUGGCCUGGCUGUGUAUGGAGAAUACAUAUUUUGGACUGACUGGGUGAGGAGGGCUGUGCUUCGUGCAGACAAAUACACAGGAGGAGACAUGAAGGUGCUACGGGCUGACAUCCCUCAGCAGCCAAUGGGAAUCGUUGCGGUGGCCAACGACACCAACAGCUGUGAGUUCUCUUUGUGUCGCGUCAACAACGGAGGAUGUCAGGACCUGUGUUUGCUGACCUCUGAGGGAAGGAUCAACUGCAGUUGCCGUGGUGACAGGAAGCUUUUGGAAGACAACACCUGUAUAGCUAUGAACACCACAUGUAACAACAUUGAUGAGUUCGAGUGUGGAAAUGGAGACUGUAUUAACUACACCCUGACCUGUGAUGGCAAGGCCCAUUGCAAGGAUAAGUCUGAUGAGAAGCAGUCCUACUGUGCCAAUCGUAUGUGCAAGAAGGGCUACAGGAAGUGUGUGAACAGUCGCUGUGUGCGGCACAACUUCUGGUGCAAUGGACUGGAUGACUGCGGAGACAACUCUGAUGAGGUCUUCUGUAACACCACGCUGUGCUCAGCUGAACAGUUCCAGUGUCGAGACGGAGGCUGCAUCUCUAACUCUAGCAAGUGUAACCAGAAAGUGGACUGUGAAGAUGCAAGUGACGAGAUGAACUGCACUGCCACAGACUGUAUGAGUUACUUCCACCUGGGAGUGAAGGAUGUGGCUUUUCAGAAGUGUGAGUUCACCACGCUCUGUUAUGCCCCUUCAUGGCUGUGUGAUGAGGUUAAUGACUGCGGAGACUUCUCUGACGAAACAAACUGCCCAGGUAGCGGAAAAAAGUGUCCAGUACCCUACUUUUCCUGUCCCAGUGGACGCUGUAUCCCAAUGAGCUGGACUUGUGAUAAGGAAAACGACUGUGAGAACGGUGCAGAUGAGGCUCACUGUGAUAAGUUCUGCUCAGCCUCACAGUUUGAGUGUGGGAACCAUCGCUGCAUUCCCAAACGCUGGCUGUGUGAUGGAGCUGAUGAUUGUGGUGACGGCAGUGAUGAAGACAUCAAGUGCAAAAACAAAACCUGCAGUCCUGAAUCAUACCAAUGUCCUCGUUCAAACACGUGUAUUCCUCAGCGUUGGAAAUGUGACGGAGAAAAAGACUGUCCUGAUGGGGCUGAUGAGGGUGUCAAAGCUGGAUGUAUAUCCAUCAACAGAUGCAGCAAAGAUGAGUUCAUGUGCCAGAAUCAACAGUGUAUACCCAAACAUUUUGUGUGUGACCAUGACAAAGACUGCAGCGAUGGCUCCGAUGAGUCCAUGGAGUGUGAGUAUCCAACAUGUGGACCCAAUGAGUUCCGCUGUGCCAAUGGACGCUGCCUCAUCCAGAGUUCGUGGGAGUGUGAUGGAGACUUUGACUGCCAUGACCGCUCAGACGAAGCCCCGAAGAAUCCUCACUGCACUGGUCCAGAGAAGAAAUGCAACAACACUGCAUAUGCAUGCAGCAAUGGAAACUGCAUCAAUGAGACGUUGCUUUGUGACCGUAACGACGACUGUGGCGAUGGCUCUGAUGAGCUGAACUGCUUCAUCAAUGAGUGUUUGAACAGCAGACUGAGCGGAUGCUCCCAGCUCUGUGAGGAUCUUAAAAUCGGCUUCAAGUGUAGAUGCAACCCUGGCUUCAGCUUGAAAGAUGACGGGAAGACCUGUGUCGAUAUUGAUGAAUGCACAACUACCUAUCCCUGCACGCAGCACUGCAUCAAUACACAUGGCAGCUUCCACUGUCUCUGUGUGGAUGGAUUCCAGCUCAGCCCUGUUAACCCCACCAUAUGCAAAUCCACCUCUGAAGAGGAACCAUUCCUCAUCUUUGCCAACCGCUACUACUUGAGAAAGCUCAACUUAGAUGGCUCCAACUACACGCUCCUCAAACAGGGCUUGAACAACGCAGUCGCUCUGGACUUUGACUACCGCCAGCAGAUGAUCUACUGGACAGAUGUCACCACUCAGGGCAGCAUGAUCCGGCGCAUGUACAUCAACAACACUGAUGUUCAGGUUCUUCAUCGAACAUCACUGAGCAACCCUGAUGGACUGGCUGUCGAUUGGGUGGGAGGAAACCUGUACUGGUGUGAUAAAGGACGGGACACUAUUGAGGUGUCAAAGCUGAACGGGGCGUACCGGACAGUCCUGGUCAACAGUGGUCUGAGGGAACCUCGAGCUGUGGCUGUAGAUGUGCAGAAUGGGUACUUAUACUGGUCAGACUGGGGUGACAAUCCGCACAUCGGACGUAUUGGGAUGGACGGUACCAACAGGAGUGUCAUUGUGGAGGAAAAGAUCACAUGGCCCAAUGGUCUGACACUGGACUUUGUUAAUGACCGCAUCUACUGGGCUGAUGCUCGGGAGGAUUAUAUUGCAUUUGCCAGCCUGGAUGGAAGCAACAGACACACAGUUCUGGCUCAGGAUAUCCCCCACAUCUUUGCUAUGACUCUGUUUGAAGAGUACAUCUACUGGACAGACUGGGAGACAAAGUCUAUCAACAGAGCUCAUAAAACAUUAGGAACCAACAAGACCUUGCUGAUCAGCACCUUACACAGGCCCAUGGAUAUUCACAUUUACCAUCCUUAUCGCCAACCUGAAGUGGCUAACCACUCAUGUCAGAUCAACAAUGGGGGUUGCAGUAACCUCUGUCUGCUCUCACCUGGAGGAGGCUACAAGUGCGCCUGUCCUACUAACUUUUACCUUGCAGCCGAUGGCAAACGCUGUUUGUCAAACUGCACAGCAAGUCAGUUCGUCUGCAAAAAUGACAAGUGUAUUCCAUUCUGGUGGAAGUGUGACACUGAGGACGACUGCGGGGAUCGAUCAGAUGAGCCUGCAGACUGCCCUGAGUUUAAAUGUAGGCCAGGCCAGUUCCAAUGUGGUACAGGUAUCUGCACCAACCCAGCGUACAUCUGUGAUGGAGACAAUGACUGCCAGGACAACUCUGAUGAGGCCAACUGUGACAUCCAUGUGUGCUUGCCUAGUCAGUUUAAAUGCACCCACCCCAGUCGCUGUAUCCCUGGCAUCUUCCGUUGCAAUGGACAAGACAACUGUGGAGAGGGAGAGGAUGAGAAAGACUGUCCUGAAGUGACAUGUGCUCCCAACCAGUUCCAAUGUGCCAUCACCAAACGCUGCAUCCCACGGGUGUGGGUGUGUGACAGGGACAACGACUGUGUGGAUGGAUCAGAUGAGCCUGCUAAUUGCACUCAGAUGACGUGUGGCGUGGAUGAGUUCCGCUGUAAGGACUCUGGACGCUGCAUCCCAGCUCGCUGGAAAUGUGAUGGUGAGGAUGACUGUGGAGACGCCUCAGACGAACCCAAGGAGGAGUGCGAUGAACGGACUUGCGAGCCGUACCAGUUCCGCUGUAAGAACAACCGUUGUGUGCCCGGUCGCUGGCAGUGUGACUACGACAAUGACUGCGGGGACAAUUCUGAUGAAGACAAAUGUGUGCCUCGUCAGUGUUCGGAGAGCGAGUUUGCCUGCACAAACGGUCGCUGCAUUGCUGGGCGCUGGAAGUGUGACGGAGACCAUGACUGUGCUGACGGCUCAGAUGAGAAUGGGUGUGAUGUGAAAUGUGACAGUGACCAGUUCCAGUGCAAAAAUGGCCAUUGCAUCCCCAUACGGUGGCGCUGUGACACUGAUGCUGACUGUAUGGAUGGCAGUGAUGAAGAGAUGUGUGACAGUGGCGUGGGUAGGCACUGCCCCCUGGAUGAAUUUCAGUGUAACAACACCCUUUGUAAACCUUUGGGCUGGAAGUGUGACGGUGAGGAUGAUUGUGGCGACAACUCUGAUGAAAAUCCUGAACAGUGUGCUAUUUUCCAGUGCCCGCCCAUGAGACAGUUCCGUUGUCAUAACGACCGGGUGUGUCUGCCCAUAUCAAAACGCUGUGAUGGCAUCAACAACUGUGGAGACAACAGCGACGAAAUUAACUGUCAGGAGACCCCGUCCAAACCUGUGUGUCAGAAGGAUGAGUUCCAGUGCUCUAACGGACGCUGUAUCAGCUCUGGCCUGCGCUGCAAUGACUUUAACGACUGUGAGGAUUAUGGCUCAGAUGAAAUUAGCUGCAAUAAGAAAGGCACAGUCCUGAAUGACUGUCAUAGUAACAGGACGGUGUGUGGCGACGGAGAUGAAGCUCACUGUGUGGUCAACGCCACCGACUCCUUCUGCUCCUGCAAACAUGGUUUUCAGUCCAAGGGACAUAACAGAUGUGAAGAUAAGAACGAGUGCAACCAGUUUGGAGUAUGUUCCCACAUCUGCAACAACACCAAGGGCUCCUACAAGUGCACGUGCCACAAGUACUUCACCAGAAUCAAUGAUACCUGCAAGGCUGACACUCUGAGACAGGUCCUCUACAUUGCCGAUGACAAUGAGAUCCGUAGUCUGGACCCUGGCAUGCCAAACUGGCGCUAUGAGCAGAUCUUCCAGGGUGAUGCUAACGUGCGUAUUGAUGCAAUGGACCUAUAUGUAAAGACCAACCACAUUUAUUGGACAAAUUGGCACACAGGACGCAUUUCUUCCUAUGAACUGCCUACCUCACCCUCCUCACAUAAUAGCAACCGAAACCGACGGCAGACUGAGCGCAGAGUUUCCAACCUGGAGAUUCCUGAUCUGAAAAUGCCCCGUGGUAUCGCUGUGGACUGGAUAGCAGGGAACUUGUACUGGACUGAUUCUGGUAGAGACGUAAUUGAGGUAGCUCAGCUAAGCGGAGGGCGGCACCACAAAACACUCAUCUCUGGCAUGAUAGAUGAACCUUAUGCCAUUGUAGUGGAUCCCCAGAGAGGGAGAAUGUACUGGGCAGACUGGGGGAACCACCCCAAGAUUGAAACAGCUGCCAUGGAUGGAACCAUGAGAGAAACCUUGGUAGAGGAAAACAUCCAAUGGCCAACUGGUCUGGCUGUGGACUACUUCAACGAGCGUCUGUACUGGGCUGAUGCUAAACUUUCCUUGAUUGGCAGCGUGAGGCUGAAUGGCAGUGAUGCUGUUGUGGCUGUAAACAGCAUCAAGAACAACCUUAAUCACCCUUUCAGCAUUGAUGUAUUUGAAGACUACAUCUAUGGUGUCACCUACAUCAAUAACUACGUUUUCCGUGUGAAUAAGUUCGGCAAAGGCUCUGUUGAGAACCUAACAACUGGAAUGAACCACGCCACAGAUAUUGUUUUGUACCAUCGCUACAAGCAACCUGAGGUGCCUAAUCCCUGUGACAGGAAGAAAUGUGAAUGGCUGUGUCUGCUCAGUCCCAGCGGGCCAGUCUGCACCUGUCCCAAUGGACACACACUGGACAAUGGCACGUGUGUGGAACUGCCCACUCCAACACUGUCUCCUAUCUCUCCUCCCAGUGGACCGUGCACAGUCCAGUGUUUGAAUGGAGGUAGCUGUUUCUUGAAUGCCCACAAACAGCCCAAAUGUCGCUGCCAGCCUAACUAUGGAGGGGAGCGGUGUGAGAUUAACCAGUGCAGAGAUUACUGCAAGAAUGGAGGCACGUGCACGCCAUCCCCAACAGGCUCUCCCACAUGUCGAUGCCUGACAGGUUUUACAGGACCAAACUGUAACCUGCGCACCUGCAAGGAUUACUGCAAAAACAGAGGGAACUGCACAGUCAGUGCUGGUAACCAGCCAACCUGCCGCUGCCCACCUGACUUCCUGGGUGACCAAUGCCAGUAUAGCAGCUGUGAAGGCCACUGCCUGAACAGAGGUACGUGUCUACAGAGUGCCGACGGCUCUAAACAGUGCCGCUGUCUGCCCCAGUACAUCGGCAGCAAAUGUGAGAUUGACAAGUGCCACUACUGCCGUGACGGCAAAUGUAUUCCCACCAACAGUUACCAGCCGACAGGGGACGUCACCUGCAUCUGCGUCAAUGGCAAAGUCCAGCCCAGCUGUUACACGUGUGACUCAAACGAGUACUGUGCUAAUGGCCAGUGCUCCAUCAGCAUCAUCACUCACCUUCCAGAGUGCAGAUGUUCACCUGGGUGGACAGGACAUCGCUGUGAGCUAGUGGCUAGCUCUCCAGACUCCUCAGGGUCUGGCGGACGCACGGCCUCGAUAGUGAUCCCUGUGCUGCUGGUGUUCCUGCUGCUCGUGUUGGCAGGAGGAGCAUUAUUCUGGUAUAAAAAAAGGAUGAGAGGGUCUAGCCGGCCCAGCAAAACUGGCUCCAAACACUCGCGGGCCAAGGGCUUCCAGCACCAAAGGAUGACCAAUGGGGCCAUGAAUGUAGAGAUUGGAAACCCUGCCUACAAGAUCUAUGAGGGUGAACCAGAUGAUGAUGGUGGAGAGCUGCUCGAUGCUGACUUCACGCUCGAUCCAGACAAGCCCACCAACUUCACAAACCCAGUUUAUGCCACUCUGUACAUGGGAGCUCACAACAGUCGCAACUCGCUGGCCAGCACAGAUGAAAAGAAGGAGCUGCUGUCACGUGGAGACGAAGAGCUGCUGGUGGACCCGCUGUUAUAGACUGUCUAGUGGCCUGGUUCAUACUUUUAAACACACCCUCUUCUUGCCUUUUAAAGAAAAGUCAACAAAAAAUUGAUGAAAAAGUGUGAACACUGUAUAAAAUGUACAAACAUUAAGGACUACUUUUGUAUGUGAUUGCAGUAUUAUAUUUUGUUCUUUUGAGAUUCCUCUGGUCAAAAAUGAAUAACAUUUUUUUAUGAGAUUUUUAAUUUACACUUUUACCUAAAUAGCCACUACCUCUGUGCAAAAUGAAACGGAAAACAAGAAAAUCAGAUGCUAUCAUCGGAGCAAUUUUAAUUUUUUAUUUUUGUAUGAAUUGUAUAAAGAAAACAUUGUUCCGUUUCACCAGUGCAAACUGUUUGUUGUUUGUGUCAACUUUGGGCGAGAAAGGCAAACAGAGUUUUCUAAAUCAGUACAUAUGUUGUGUUUCUGGAGUUUUAGUGAGACCGGGUGAGAGUGAUUUAUGAUAGCACAGUUUGUGUAUAGCACAAGGAAAAUGCCAAUACCAGAUGACAACUAGUGAUUCCACAUCAUUUUCAACCUUCAUGUGAAAUGAUUGUGUUGUCUUCCUUGCACAGAAUAUACUCAUAUUUUGUGGCUUAGUUUUAUACUGUAGGUCCAGUGGUGGGCACAGCUAACCUACAAGUUAGUGCUGAUAACCAUUAGUCAGCUGACUGAAAACUUCAAAUUUGUGAUAAUGCUAAACUAACAAACAACUAAAACAUUUUUAGUUGAAGCUACCAUAACCGCUAACUUUUACUCUAUGAUUUUAGCUUUGGCUUGGAUUUCGGGCUCUAAUACCCUGAAAAACAAACAGCUGAAAUUUGAAGUGUAAUCAUGGAAGUUUGAAAAAAGGUUUAGCAUGCCGAGAUCAGCUAAUAAUGAUUUACAUAAUUAUACAAAUUGAACAGUAGUUUAUACUAAACAGUUUAUUCACAGUACAGAAAGUAUUAAACAAACAUUAAAUACAGAAAAUACACAUAGAAAGUGAUUUUAAUAAUUUAAUUAAUGGAUUUAUGACCUAAUCAGGAAUGAGCUUACUUCUCCCACCCAGUGUAAUAAUGCAAUCACACUUGAGAUGGUCAACACAACAUUGUGAUACCUGGCUACAGGAAGAAUGUAAAUUACAUGUAAAUUUUGUAACAUUCAUAGUUAUUAAUGUCAAAGUAAGUGAUGUUAGAUGCCAUAGCCUAAACUCACCUGUUUGAGAAGAACAUGACUUGUGUGCUGCAAUCUGCCCUCUUGCUUUGGAUUGCACCACGUACCAGCGCGUCUCACAGUUGAUACGCUGGUCCUCCAGCUCCUCGAGGUGACGCUUGUUGCUUUUGCCAUGUGUCAAUUUCAUUGGAUCAGUGUAUAAACUCCAGCAGCGACAAAUGUUUGAUUUUAGUGUUUAUAAACAUUUUUUGACUGUUAAAUUUUAUUCAAAAAAGUGUUGCUGACUUAAGAGUUAGCAGAAAUAAAUUUAGUGGAGGCUUCUUGAAACAUUUGGCUUUGCUAAUUAGGUGUUAGCUGAAUUGUGCCCACCACUGUGUCAGCUAUAUACCGUAAGGUGUUUUGUUUUGAAUCACAUUCUGUGACACGUGGAGCCCAUGUGUUGCUGAAAUGAGAUUAUAGAGUUGGAGAAUGAGGAUGCUGCUAAUGUGCUGGAAACAUUCCAGGCAAAAGUAGAUGAUGUUGAGGUAACGAGGGUCUGAAAUUACGAGUCUUUUUCUGUAAACACCAGAUAAUAAUCGUCUGGCUCUGUGAGUACUUUUCUUACGUUUAGGAGCUCAGUCUGUACUCUCAUUGUUUUAGUCUUAAGUGCAUUAUUAGCAUCUCUUUGUUUCUGAAGAUGUUCUUAAUGUGUCCUCUGUGCCCUGCUGCUGCCAACGCCGCCAUUCUGGUCACUCUGACACGUCCGUACGCUCGGCCUCUGUCCCACGAUGCUGCUUCUUUCCAAAAACGUGUCAGCCAUAUCUUAAUGCAUGUCAACGGUUAACUCCAAUUUGUAAUGUAACGACAAUAACAACUCCUUAUUUUUGCUUGUCAGCGUUAUUUUAUGCUGUUGUAUGUUUUGUCUUUCACUGAAAAAGAAGUACAAUCAUUUUACCUGAAGAACUUUCUUUUUUGUGCAGAAUCAUACAUGCAUUUUCAGAAUUGUUUUUGAUUCAUCCUUU
This is a messenger RNA of Thalassophryne amazonica, 16490 nucleotides long. Its product is annotated as low-density lipoprotein receptor-related protein 1-like. The record is from RefSeq and is a predicted model, not a curated record. Lineage: Eukaryota; Metazoa; Chordata; Actinopteri; Batrachoidiformes; Batrachoididae. Gene Ontology annotation, molecular function: protein binding; calcium ion binding. Bases 631 to 14331 code for a protein of 4566 amino acids. The transcript has 90 exons.